UUAACAUGGCUAUUGACAACUAUUUUGCGCCUUUGGCUAACAUCAAGACUCAAGAGAUUGAACUGGGUACACUCGACCUUGCGCAGUUUGGAAUUGUAGCAGACACCAUCUAUCUGUUCAAAAACAAGCGCAACGAUGCAAGUUUUAUGCCAUUUGGCGCUCUUGCGCAAAGCUUUUGCAUGCUUGUUGCCGACCACUACCCGGUCAUCGUUGGACGCCCCAUAGUCAACAGUGCUGGUAAGGGUGUCAUGGCUGUUGACCCGUCAAACCUCUGCUUGCCGGAUAUUGCCGAGGUGUUCAUCGACCAUCCCAUCGAGCUGUUCCUUGAAACUCGCCCAGGUGGUUCUGAGGACAAGCCAAACGUUUUGUUUUUCAACACUCGCAAGUUCUAUCGCGACAGCGGCGUAGACUGCCUUUCUCAAGCAACCUACCACAGAGACAAUUCGGCGGCAAUUGUCAGGGUUCUGCGGUUCAAAAACAGUCCUUAUGUCGGCAUCUCAUACUCAAUUUCGCAUGUAUUAUUCGACGGUACCGGCACUACAAUGUUUAUCAACCACUGGGCCGAGUACAUGCGCAACCUCGAUGCUGUCAGAAACGGCACUUACCAGCUGGCAGAGCCGCCCAUUAAUGACCGCCAAGUGAUGUCAAACUGCAUGGACAAGGUCGAGCCACUCGAGCUCCCAUUCAUCGAGCACUUCAAGGAAAUCUUGCCGCCAAUGCAGAUACUGUUUCCGACCAACAUUGCCCCAGUGUUAAUGUCCUCAAACGAUAACCAGCAAUUUAAGUACCAGCACGUGCUUCACUUCAGCCUGGCCAACUUGGAGCGCAUGCGCCAGCACAUUGACAAGGACCAGACUGUCAACACAGUGCUGGCGGCAUUUUUGGCAAGGAAUAUUCUACUGGCCAACAUCAAUGUAUUCGGCACUGAACCAAAGACAUCGUAUGUAAUGAUGGCCUAUGACGGACGCACCCGCUCUGCCAUCCCCAGAAACUUCUCCGGCAACGUGUCAUCUACAGCCAUAGCACCACUGCCGUCGCAAAUGGUUCUCACUUCUUCGUACAGAGACUUGGCCCGGGCCAUCAAAGAACACUGCUCAAAGACCGAAAUCGGGCACACAAAGGCAACCAUGUUGGUUAUCGAGAACGAGCUGAGUUUGCUGUACCAGAUUGGACUUGCGUUAUGCAAUACACCAAUGACGUCGUAUAUCGGCAUGACAAACCUGCGGUACAUGCCGUUUGAUUCGGUUGAUUUUGGAUUUGGCGGACCGGAGAUUCUUGGGUUCGACUACUUUAGUAGGGAUGGAAUGUCUCGGUUGCUACCGAACAAACAGGAUGGGGGCGUGGACCUGUAUUUGAACUAUAUGGACGCAAAUUUCCAAGUGUUCUGCCAGCUCAACGAGGUCAAGAUGUUUGCGGACGUGAUUUAUUAAAGAAUAAAUUUAAAAACAUUACGAAUAUGUUGACCUAUUAUUUCCUUCUUUUUCAUUUUUUUCAUUAAUUCAUUUGAACUUUAACAUA
Kickxella alabastrina is the source of this 1518-nucleotide messenger RNA. Its product is annotated as transferase family-domain-containing protein. NCBI's taxonomy places the organism in Eukaryota, Fungi, Kickxellomycota, Kickxellomycetes, Kickxellales, Kickxellaceae. The record is from RefSeq and is a predicted model, not a curated record. The coding region runs from base 6 to 1430 and encodes 474 amino acids. The transcript has a single exon. Gene Ontology annotation, molecular function: acyltransferase activity, transferring groups other than amino-acyl groups.